GUCGUCGAGCCCAUAAUAUGAUAACGAGCCGCCGUUGAAGGAGAUACAAAGCGACGCCGUUUAAACUGCAGCGGUGACCUCCGUUCUUCCCUCUCUCUGAAGCUUCGCUCGGAGAUUCGAUUCAACCCUUCAUCUAAACCCUAAAAUCAGAAACAAUUUGUCACAUUCUUCAAUGGACGUGAAGGCUUUGGCAAAAUCAAAGAGAGCUCACACACAACACCAUACCAAAAAAUCUCACGGAAACCACAAUGCCCAGACCACAAAUGAUGCUGCGAAGGUGCCACUGGGCAAGCAGCAAGUGAUCGAGAAGAAAACCCAUCACCCUCGUGCUCAGGGCUCUUCUGCGCUUCCCACCAAUUGGGAUCGCUACGAGGAAGAAGGAUUGGAUUCUGGGCUUGUAGGGAUCAGUGAUGAUGUUGUGCCUAAAAGUAAAGGGGCUGAUUUUCGUCACUUGGUUGCUGAGGCUCAGUCUCAAGCUGAGAACACUUUCCAGGGUUCACCUUCUUUUGAUGAGCUUCUUCCUUGGGAGUAUGGUGUAGGAUUCGGUUCUAUGCUUGCUGUCAGGGGAGAGGGCAUGCUGUCGUGGGUUGGAGAUGAUAAUUUUGUGGUAGAGGAUAAGGCAACUGCAAAUCAUGAGGUAUCAUUUACUUCCUUGAAUUUGCAUGCUAUAGCUGAAGCUCUUGCAAAAGUUGACUUAUCAAAGAAAUUAUUCAUUGAGUCUGACCUGUUACCCACUGAGUUGGGCGGCAAUGAAGAACCUGAUGAUCUGAAAACUACAGAGGACACUGAACUAGCCAAUAGGAUGUCUAAAGAUUUAAACCUAGAUGAUUUUGCUGCAGAUCAGUUUGGAUCAACUAGUACCUCCUGCAGUAGCAGCUGUGCUCCUUCUACCUUCACUUUGUCCAACGAUUUUAUGGUUCCUGUGAACUAUGUUAAUGAUGAAUUUCAGCAUGUUGGCAGUUCUGGUAAAAUGAAAUCAUGCCUUCCAAGUGCAGAAGGUAAUUUACAUUCUACUAAAGAUAAAACAGGGAAGCAGCCUACAUUUGAGGCAGCUACUGCUGAAAAGGAACUGGAUAUGCUACUAGAUUCACUUGGUGAGACCAAGAUUCUAGAUUCUACGGGCGUGAAGUCCAAUGCCGGUUUUCCUGUAUCGUUGGGAGCGUCUUUGGUGGAUCCUUCCCAGAUUUCAUAUCAAGAGCCAGCUACAUCGGAAACUGCAUCAGUUACAGCUAGUAUAGAUGAUGCACUUGAUGACUUGCUAGAGGAAACAUCCACUUUGAUGAAUCCAAAUGUUUCAUUACGGCGGCCACAGGAAGAAAAGCCUGUCACCCAGAGCAUAAAUUCUUCUUCACAUUCUGGAAGCAAACCCAAAUUGUCUGAUGAUUUUGAUUCAUGGUUUGAUACACUUUGAUAGUUAAGGUUAAUCAUCCUUGUUAUGUGUAAUAUGAUGUGUUCAUCUUUGUUUUAGCUAAGAGAAAAUGGCCUUGUCUUCUUCCAUUACUGUGUUCUAUGGUUCCUGACCUAUUACGAGAAAGCGUGAUCCUCUAUCGAAUGAAUUGCCCCUUUGGCUGAUGUUUACAGCAAUGCUGAUUGA
Messenger RNA from Lotus japonicus, 1594 nucleotides. Its product is annotated as protein ECERIFERUM 16. The record is from RefSeq and is a predicted model, not a curated record. The transcript has 4 exons. The coding region runs from base 173 to 1411 and encodes 412 amino acids. NCBI's taxonomy places the organism in Eukaryota, Viridiplantae, Streptophyta, Magnoliopsida, Fabales, Fabaceae.